GUAUUGAUAACAUGAAUCUAAUAUCUAUGUACCUAAUUAAUAUUAAAAUCAAUUGUCAUUUCAUAAUUUAUUGAACGAAAUAAUUUCGAAUGCAAAGAAGAAGAAGACUAAAACAUGGCUCAAGAAAUGAAAAUGACGAAAAAAACAUCUAAUCGUUUUAAAAGUUUUUUAUUUAUAUUAUAUCAUGUAUUCAAAAAUUUUAUUUUAUUUUUUGUGCCUAAUCGAUUAAUGCCAAAAAAUUUCAAAAAUGUCAAUGAUCAAUGUAUUUUAAUCACCGGAGGUGGUAGUGGAAUUGGCCAACUAAUGGUAAUGAAAUUUUUGAAACUUGGUGCCAAAGUUAUCAUCUGGGAUGUUAAUGUUGAUAAUCUUGAUCGUACACGACAAAUGGCCAAAGGGUACGAUGAAAAACUUUUUUGCUAUCGAAUCGAUUUGUGUCAAAAAGAUUCGAUAUAUGAAACAGCAAAACAAGUUCAAAAUGAUGUCGGUCCAGUCGAUAUUCUGAUCAAUAAUGCUGGCGUUGUAACUGGCAAAAAUAUUCUUGAUUUGAGCGAUGAACAAAUUCAAAGAACAAUGAACGUGAAUGUGAUAUCACACUUUUUUACCAUAAGAGCUUUCUUACCCAGAAUGAUUGAAAGAAAAUCUGGUCAUAUUGUUACAAUAGCUUCGUUGGCAGGUGAACUUGGCGUAGCAUUGCUGACCGAUUAUUGUGCUUCUAAAUUUGCUGCCAUUGGUAUGGAACAAUCGUUGCAUUUUGAAUUGGCCAAAGCUAAUCUCGAUAGUCAAAUUAAAACUACUAUAGUUAAACCAUGGUUAAUAACAACCGGAAUGUUUUCUGGUGCUCAUUCUGAUCUCAUACCGAUGUUUAGUCCUGAAUAUGUAGCACAAAAAAUCGUCGAAGCUAUCCUUCUUGAAAAAUCUGUUCUUGUUUUGCCAUGGUAUUUAGAAUAUAUAAUGCAUCUCGAAGAUAUUUAUUCUUCGGAUCUGGUCGUUUGUUAUGAAGCUGUUCGACGUGUAAAAAAUUGUGUCAUCGGUAGUAAUCGUUUGAAAGGAUUAGUGUUGGAACAAAAUGUUAGCGAACGUUUGGUUCAGCUCAUGGAACCGACAACAUCUAACACUGAUAUUAGUCGUGAAGCGAUGUUAAUAAUAACAAGUUUAGCUAAAGGAACUGAACAACAUUUAAAAACGAUUAUUGAUGCUGGAGCUGUUCCACAAUUGCUACGAAAUACACAAGCUGAAAAAUUUGAAUUAAUUGAAGCUUCUCUUCGCGGUCUUCGAACCAUCUUCAAAUCACGUUUAGCACCAAUUGAAUUGAUAUAUCAGACCAAUGAUUCAACCCCAUUACCCAUCGAUCAACCAUUACCAUCAUCUUCAAAAACCACAGACACUCAUAAAUUAUUUCAGAAUUCAAAACUAGCACAUCUAUUUGCACUAGCUCGUCGCAAUAUAUCACCCUCAAAUUAUGUCAUCAAAGAAUGCAUUGCCAACAUUUUGGCCUCCUCUUGUCAGUCUACUGAACAUCAGAAUAUAAUGAAAGAUUUAGGCGCAAUUCAAAUAAUAGCAUCAUUUUUACAUCCAGACAAUCGUAAUGCCUAUCAAGUAAAAUUAGCUGCAUUGAACUGGUUAGCUCAAUUGUGUUUUGAAAAUGAAACAGUUUCAUUGUUGGUAGCUCAAGAAGUUUAUUUGGGUCAAUCAUUUCUGGACAUGUUAUUCGAUUUGAUGAGUGCUUUACAGACCUUUGAAACGCAAUUUUAUGCUGCCAAGUGUAUGACUUAUAUUUAUCGUUCACAAGCUAUGGAUUGUCAAGAUAGGCGUCUACUUUAUCGAUGUCUACCAACAUUAAUUUAUUUAUGUAAAAAAGACAAAGAAUCUUCACUUCGUGCACAAGCAGCUGAAGAAUUAGCAUAUUUGAUUGAUAUAGAUGUUUCUCUUCAGAAAACAGCUAGUAUUUGUGAUCAUUUGAUCAAUUCAUUGGCCGAUAUGCUCCGACAAUCUUCCAAUCUUUUCUUUGCAAAUAAUUCUCGUGCUACUAUUCCGGCAGCCGGAGAUAAUAGUCGCAAAAGUUCAAUCACUUCUGAUAAUAUCGCAACAAUGACAACAAUGCUUAUAGAUGAACCGAUGGAUACCACUAUAUUAAGUAGCUCACCAAUUCCACCGCCCAUUUGUAGCGUUAAUAUGAUGGCUUCGACUGCCGGUGAAAAUAAUGAAACGAAUGCAGUUAAAAAUGAACUGCGACAAGCAGCAUUUAAAGUUUUUGCUUCGCUUGGAGCCAAUGAUGAAGAUAUACGUAAACGUAUAAUUGAAACAGAAAAUUUAAUGGAUGAAGUAAUGAAUGGUUUAGAAGAUUCAAAUUUAAAAGUUAAAUUAGCUGCAUUAAGAUGUUUGCACUCAUUGUCACGAUCUGUACAACAAUUGCGAACCAUGUUCCAAGAUCAUGCCGUGUGGUUACCAUUACGAACAUUGUUACAAAGUCCGACUUAUGAAAUAAUUAUGCUGGCAUCAUCUGUGCUUUGUAACCUAUUGCUAGAGUUUUCACCGAGUAAACAGCAUUUUUUGGACCGAUUUGCUAUCGAAUUAUUAUGCGAUCUCACCAAACGUGAUGAUGUUCAACUACGGUUGAAUGGUGCUUGGGCAUUGAUGAAUAUGGCCUAUCAAGCUGAUGAAGACCUAAAGACACAGAUAUUAAAUUGCUUGGGAACAGAUCAAAUAUUUCGUUUGCUUUCCGAUUCCGAUGUGAAUAUUCUAAUGAAAACUUUAGGUUUACUUAGAAAUCUUUUAUCGACAAAACCGCAUAUUGAUUUGAUUAUGCAACAACAUGGUAAACAAAUAAUGCAGGCUGUUAUAUUGAUCCUUGAAGGUGAACAUUCAUGGGAAGUAAAAGAACAAGCAUUAUGCAUUUUGGUCAACAUUGCUGAUGGUAACAAAGCUAAAGAAUUUAUAAUGUCAAAUGAAGAUGUUCUCAACAAAUUAAUUUCAUACCUGUUGAAUUCGAACGUCAAUCUUCAAAAAUCUGCCGUAUUCUGCAUCAUCAAUUUGGUUUGGCAUGAAAAUGAAAAUUCAGCAAUCAGGCAGGAGAAAUUGAUAGAAUUAUCCGUGCCCAAGAUUCUACAACAAUUACUUCAACAAACACAGGUAUCACAGAUAAGCUCAUCUCAACAUGCAUCAUUAUACGAAAAGGUCAAAACAGCAUUACAGGAAUUCAAUUAUUUCAAUAACAUCAACAAUAAAUAACCUGAUAUUUCCAUUUUUAA
Messenger RNA from Dermatophagoides farinae (American house dust mite), 3248 nucleotides. Its product is annotated as armadillo repeat-containing protein 8. Gene Ontology annotation, cellular component: GID complex. Gene Ontology annotation, biological process: proteasome-mediated ubiquitin-dependent protein catabolic process. Gene Ontology annotation, molecular function: oxidoreductase activity; protein binding. NCBI's taxonomy places the organism in Eukaryota, Metazoa, Arthropoda, Arachnida, Sarcoptiformes, Pyroglyphidae. The record is from RefSeq and is a predicted model, not a curated record.